AUGGCAAAGUACACAGACUAUUUGAGAAAGCUAUACUAUACUCCCGGAAAUCCAGGUGCAUUUGCAGGUCCUGAGAAACUUUAUCAGGCUGUAAAAAAAGAAGGAAAGCAUAAAAUUGGAAGAAUGAGAAUUAGACAAUUUUUGAAUAACGAGGAUCCCUACAGUUUAUUAAAACCUAUCCGUCGGUCAUUUCCUCGCUCUAAGGUUGUAGUGAAUACGAUUGACUCCAUGUGGGAUGGUGAUUUAGCCCAUGUCAGCAACAUUUCUUCCGAGAACGAUGGUUAUAAAUUUUUGUUAGUGUUAAUAGAUAUAUUCAGUCGCUUUUUAUUCAUAGUACCUUUGAAAAAUAAGCAGCAUCAAAACGUCACAGAAGGUUUAAAAUCAGUUUUUCAAACAGGACGAAAACCUCAAACGCUCAGAACAGACGAAGGGAGCGAAUUUAAAAAUCGCUCGGUAAAAGCGUUUUUAAAAAAAGAGGGUGUGCAUGUCAUAUACACCCAGAAUGAAACUAAAGCAAACUAUGCCGAAAGAGUUAUUCGUACCAUGAAAAAUCUUAUGUAUCGUUAUUUUCUGAAAAAUAGAACAUACCGUUAUGUUGAAGUUUUACAAGAUUUAGUGACUAGUUAUAACCAGAGACCUCAUAGAUCUCUAGGGGAGCAAGCACCUGUAACUGUCACCAAGGAAAAUGCAGAUGAAGUGAGACUCAUUUCCUAUCUCAAUACGAGGAAAAAGAAUCCUGUGAGCAAAAACAAGUUGGAAAAAACAAUAAAAUCGUUUAGUAAAAAGAAAAGGACUAAACCACUUUUUAAGUACAAAAUAGGAGAUGACGUACGUAUUUCACAGCUUAAACAUCCAUUUCAAAGAGACUACCAGCAAAAAUGGACUGAAGAAUAUUUUAAAGUGUCUAAUCGCUACAAGAGAGCUGGUAUACCUGUGUACAAAAUAAAGGAUUUAGCCGAUGAUCCAAUAGAAGGCACUUUUUAUGAAUCGGAACUUCAAAAAGUCAUGAAGUCGGGAGAUAUUCUGUAUAGAGUGGAAAAGGUGUUGAAAAAGAGAAAACGCGGUAAUACAAAGGAAGUGUACGUAAAAUGGGAAGGAUGGCCUAGUAAAUUCAAUUCGUGGAUUCCCGAAAGUUCUCUAGAAAACACCAAAUAA
Molecule: messenger RNA, 1155 nt
Organism: Saccostrea echinata
Lineage: Eukaryota; Metazoa; Mollusca; Bivalvia; Ostreida; Ostreidae
Exons: 1
Coding region: 1-1155 (384 amino acids)
Biological process (GO): DNA integration
Molecular function (GO): nucleic acid binding
Source: RefSeq, a predicted model, not a curated record